This is a messenger RNA of Stereum hirsutum FP-91666 SS1, 1212 nucleotides long. RefSeq names its product protein serine/threonine phosphatase 2C. The coding region runs from base 1 to 1212 and encodes 403 amino acids. The record is from RefSeq and is a predicted model, not a curated record. The transcript is spliced from 4 exons. Gene Ontology annotation, molecular function: protein serine/threonine phosphatase activity. Gene Ontology annotation, biological process: protein dephosphorylation. NCBI's taxonomy places the organism in Eukaryota, Fungi, Basidiomycota, Agaricomycetes, Russulales, Stereaceae.
AUGGGUCGCGGUGGCCCUCAUCGUUGGACCUAUCGCAUGCUAUCAGAACCACGUCUAACACAGGAGCUCAAAACCUUGUCUCGUCCCCGAACCGUGGAAGGGGUAGACGGAGUCACCUUCCAACCGUGUCAGCUCUACGAAGAACGGAGCCAGGAUCGCUGUCGUAUCGAGCAUUGGCCCUUGUCAUUCGGCACGUGGGUUUUUACUGCGAUCUUCGACGGCCAUGUAGGUCAUCUUACCGUGGAUCACGCCGCGCACUCGAUCCCUGCCAUGGUCAAACAUUCCCUCGAUGCGUACCUGCGCUCCUGCGCCCGAUCUCCUUUCUCAGUCGACCAAAUAUCGACCAUCCUUGCCGAUGCCGUCAUGCGCUUCGACCACACCGUCACCUCAGAUUUCAUCAACCUGUUUCCCGGCGGUCCAUCUGCGCUUCAGCGCAUGUCCGACGAGCAGGUUCGCAGCAUCGUCGACGACCGGUCAUCCGGAGGACGUAACUAUACUGCCGCCAUCAAGUGCCUGCAGGGCACCACAGCCUUGCUCACUCUGACAGACCCGAGCAGAAGCCACCUUUGGAUAGCAAACCUGGGCGACUGCCAAGCUGUCCUCGGCUCUCGUAACCCAUCGGGGCAGUGGCAUGCGACUUUUACCACCGCCCUACACGAUGGCGACAACAUGCGCGAGCUUGCGCGAAUCAAGCAUGAACAUCCCGGCGAAAAGGACUGCGCCAAAGAUAACCGAAUCGUCGGCUAUCUGGGUCCAACCCGAUCUAUCGGCGACACUUGGCUCAAGAUACCUGCUGUGUAUUCGCAACGGGUUCUUUUGAAUCUCCGGCACGAAUGGAACGUUGAGAUACCGGAGACGUAUAUCGCUCGCGUGCGAAGCCCUCCAUAUGUCUCGAGCACGCCUGACGUACAUCAUAUCCCGCUGCCUAAAGUUGCGUCCGGGAAGCCGAGGGACAUGUUUCUCAUGCUUUGCUCUGACGGACUUCCAGAUCUAUAUCCUCCGGAGCGUCGUGCAAGGAGCGAGCUAGCGAAUCACUGGGCGAGGGUUGUCGGGAGAGCGCUGGAUUCACGAACACAGGCGGGUAAUGCAGCACUUUCUCUUCUUCGUGACGCACUGGGUGGUGAUGAUGUACGGGAAGUUUCAAAAUAUCUUACUGUUGAGAUGGACGAGAAGUGGAUAGACGAUGUAACAAUCAUUGUACAGCGACUGUAG